CUAGUAUUGAGAGGCUCUCUCUCAUACUCUCUCGCUGUCUCUCUCAGUGCCAUACAAAAGUGUAAUAGCCAUGACUUCCCGAAUGGGCCGACGUUUUUACCGGUUGGACACUAUGCCGGCCACCGGCGGCCAGGGAUACCUCGAUCACGGUAUGAGCGCCCAGAUCGAGAACAAGUGGGUGUUCGAAGUGGCCUGGGAGGUCGUCAAUAAAGUGGGCGGCAUAUAUACCGUGAUUCGGACCAAAGCCCAGGUGACCAGCGAGGAGUUGGGCGAUCAGUACGUACUCGUGGGUCCCUAUAAUGAACAACACGCCCGCACGGAAGUGGAGAUCGAGGAGCCCACGGAUUACGCCUUUAAGGGGGCUAUCGAUGUGCUCAAGAGUUUUGGCAUUAGGGUUAUUUACGGGCAUUGGCUGAUAGAGGGCUACCCGACUGUCCUAUUGUUUGACAUCGGGUCCGCCUCCUGGAAAUUGGAUGAAUGGAAGCACGACUUCUGGAACGUUACGAAUAUCGGUAUACCCCAUUUGGACCGGGAGUGCAACGACACCCUCAUAUUCGGCUACGUUUUCACGUGGUUUUUGGAGGAGUUCUACCGGCGGGUGGAGGAGGAAAGGGGUCGACCCCUCAUCGUCGCCCAGUUUCACGAGUGGUUGUCCGGCGUGGGACUCAUACUGUGCCGCACCCGGCACCUGGACGUCGCCACUGUGUUCACAACGCACGCCACACUACUGGGCCGGCAUUUAUGUGCCGGUGCCGUAGAUUUCUAUAAUAAUUUAGAUAAGUUUCAAUUGGAUCGGGAGGCCGGGGAUCGCCAGAUAUACCAUAGAUAUUGUAUGGAGAGGGCGGCGGCUAACGCGGCCCACGUAUUCACUACCGUGUCGGACAUUACGGGC
Oppiella nova is the source of this 892-nucleotide messenger RNA. Lineage: Eukaryota; Metazoa; Arthropoda; Arachnida; Sarcoptiformes; Oppiidae. The record is from the annotation of a GenBank genome assembly.